This is a messenger RNA of Jatropha curcas, 6172 nucleotides long. The record is from RefSeq and is a predicted model, not a curated record. Lineage: Eukaryota; Viridiplantae; Streptophyta; Magnoliopsida; Malpighiales; Euphorbiaceae.
GUUACAAAAGAUAGAAGGCAAUAAGUAGUUUUUUUUUUAAGGCGCCCGAAGGAACGCAGCGGUCCAACAGUAUCACAGUUACAAUACGAUGACAUUCUCAUUCUUCAUCUACUUGCAAGCUUCACCAUCCUGUCUUGUCUAGUAAAACUAGUUCCAAAUUGAGUGUUCGAUUUUGAUGCCAAAUUAACAAAGUGCUUGAUCCUCUUGUUCCAAAUAGGAUUCGAAGGAUUCAUAAACAUUCGCAAUGGAGGAGGUAAAAGCCAGAGAAGUGCUUUACGAGACUCGUAAUCACGCCAUCAGGCCGUACAAGUCCAAUUGCCCUACUCAGAGAAAUGAAGAUGGAAAAGGAGUUUUAUCAUCACUUCUCUCAGUUUCAGGAAUAAGUCAACUUAAGGAGAAAUGGAGGGAUUACAGGAACCCGUCGAAAAUCAUGAAACCGAUAUUCUUGAUUAUCUCUCCAAGAGGUGAAAGAGUGGCUGUUGCUACCGGGAAUCAGAUUACUAUCUUGCGGAAGGAGGAUGACUACCAGGAGCCAUAUGGCAUUUUUACCAGUGGCAACCUUGCUAUAUUUGUCCAUGGAGUUUGGUCAGAAUCUCAUGAUAUUCUUGGAAUUGCUGAUGACAAUGAUGUUCUCUAUUUUAUCAAAGCAAAUGGUGAAGAGAUUACAAGAGUUAUGAAGAGACAAUUAGAAACGACUUCUGCAAUAAUAGGACUGAUUCCACAUGACAGUAUUGAUGCUUGUGGCUCUUGUUUCUUCAUCAUUCUCACAGCAGAUGGAGUUUUGUACCAUAUUGAGAUCACCCAAGCUGCUUCUAUUUCCUUCAUGCACACAUCAAAUAGUGGGUUAACUGUGAAGGGACAGUUCCCCAAGGAUGUGUACUGCUUUGACUAUGAUUUGGAACGUUCUUUGCUUCUUGUCAUUGGUAGUGCAGUUAGCACCUCACUAACCUCUAGUGGCAAAUCUGGAUCAUGUUCUCUUUCUCUUUGGCGUAAAUGUCCAAAUUUAAAUCUUGAGCCACUAUUCUCUUUUCAAUUUGAAGGCUUAUAUCAUAAACCAAAAGAUUAUAUAGGUCAGAUAGCAUAUCCAAAGGUGCUACUAUCACCACAAAGAAAGUUUGUUGCUACUUUAGAUAUAAGAGGAUGCUUGCACUUUUUUGUGCUCGAUAAAGAACAAUGCUCACUUUCUAACUUUGCUGUUGGAGAGAGAUUAGGCUUACUGGCGAUAAACAGGCAGGAUGAACUUUUGAAUGAUAAUGUGGAUUUUACUUGGUGGUCUGAUCAUAUUGUGACUCUUGCGAGGAGGAGUGGCACUGUCACCUUGCUUGAUAUCCUAACCGGCUUAAAACUUCAAGAAAAUGACCCUGCAUAUUCAAUGCCUGUUUUAGAUAGAGUAGAGCAGCUUGAAGGACGCAUAUUUGUCGUAGAAAGCAAAUCAUCUGAAGAAAGAAAGUCUUUAUCUGAUAAUAUUGGAGAAUCAAGAGGCUCACACCAUGUGGAGCAGAUCAUUGAAGACACAUGCUGGAGAUUGAUAUCAAUUUCAGAGAGAUCUGUUCCCGAAAUGUAUAGUAUCUUAAUCAGCAACCAUAAGUAUCAGGAAGCCUUGGACUUUGCCAAUCAUCAUGGUUUGGACAGAGAUGAAGUUUUGAAAUCACAAUGGUUACACUCUUGCCAAGGAAUAAAUGAAAUAAAUGUGUUAUUAUCAAAAAUUAAGGAUCAUGGUUUUGUACUAUCUGAAUGCAUUAACAAAGUUGGACAAACAGAAGAUGCUGUGAAAGCUUUACUUGCAUAUGGGCUAAAUGCAACUGAUCAGUACCGAUUUUCAGAAUCAGAAGACAAUCAAAGAAGCCAAAUUUGGGAUUUCCGUUUGGCUAGGCUUCAGUUGUUGCAAUUCAGAGACAGACUAGAAACAUUUCUGGGAAUAAACAUGGGCAGGUUUUCUGUCCAGGAGUAUGGGAAAUUUAGAGUUAUGCCGCUUGGUGAAGUUGCGGUAACACUUGCUGAAAGUGGGAAAAUCGGUGCUUUAAACCUUCUCUUUAAACGUCAUCCUUAUUCUCUUUCUCCAUCUAUAAUGCAAAUACUAGCUGCUGUUCCUGAGACCAUUCCUGUUCAAACAUAUGGACAGCUCCUUCCUGGAAGAUCCCCUCCUGUGGGUGCUUCUCUCAGGGAUGAAGAUUGGGUUGAAUGUGCAGAAAUGUUAACGUUUAUUAACAGUUUGCCUGAGAAUCAUGAGAUGGAUAUCCAGAUCAGAACGGAGCCCAUUGUCAAACAGUGCCAAGGUUGCAUUUGGCCAUCUAUUAAUGAACUCUAUAAAUGGUACAUGAAUAGAGCUAGAGAUAUUGACUGCUAUAGUGGCCAGCUGGAGAACUGUCUCAGCCUGGUUGACUUGGCUUGUUCAAAAGGGAUCCAUGAAUUACAGCAAUUUCAUGAGGAUAUUUCAUACUUGUACCAGCUGAUGUAUUCUGAUGAGAGUGAUGAAGAUAUAUGCUUUGAUAUUAGUCUUAUGGAGUGGGAACAAUUAUCUGACUAUGAAAAGUUCAGAAUGAUGCUCAAGGCAGUUAAGGAGGAAAAUGUGGUACAAAAGUUGCAUGAAAAGGCAAUUCCUUUUAUGAAAAGUAGGUUUCAUGACUUGGUCCCUGGUCAUCAAGGGCAGAGUAAAGAUUUCCUUUUCUCUUCACACAAGGAUGGGUCAUUUCUGGUCAGAUGGCUUAAGGAGAUUGCUUUGGAGAAUAAAUUAGACAUAUGCUUGAUAGUUAUUGAGGAAGGAUGCAGGGAGUUGCAAGGUAAUGGAUUCUUCAAGGAUAAUACUGAAGCUGCGGAAUGUGCUUUGCAAUGUGUAUAUUUGUGCACAGUUACAGAUAGAUGGAGUACCCUAGCUACCAUAUUGUCAAAGAUUCCGCAAAAUCAAGAUACUGAAAUAUAUAUCGAUGGCCUAGACAAAAGACUUACACUUGCAAAAGGCCAUAUUGAAGCAGGGAGGCUUUUGGCAUUUUACCAGGUUCCAAAGCCAAUGAACUUUUGCCUUGAGGCCCAUGCAGAUGAAAAAGGAGUAAAGCAGAUUCUUCGCCUUAUGCUUUCAAAAUUUGUCCGACGACAACCAGGUCGAUCAGAUAAUGACUGGGCAAGCAUGUGGCGGGACAUGCAAUGCUUGCGAGAGAAGGCUUUUCCUUUCCUAGAUCCAGAGUAUAUGUUGACAGAAUUCUGCAGAGGACUGCUGAAAGCUGGGAGAUUUUCUCUGGCAAGCAAUUAUCUAAACGGUACAGGUUCAGUAAGCUUGGCAUUAGAAAAGGCAGAAAAUCUUGUUAUUCAAGCUGCACGGGAAUUCUUUUUCUCAGCUUCUAGUCUAUCUUGCUCAGAAGUUUGGAAGGCUAAGGAAUGCCUAAAUUUAUUUCCAAGUAGCAAACAGGUUAAAGCAGAGGCUGAUGCAAUUGAGGCACUAACUGUUAAGCUUCCAAAUCUUGGAGUGACUCUUCUACCCAUGCAAUUCAGGCAGAUAAGGGAUCCUAUGGAGAUCGUCAAAAUGGCAAUCACUAGUCAACCUGGAGCUUAUCUACAUGUCGAUGAACUCAUUGAGGUUGCUAAGCUUCUUGGAUUGAAUUCUUCAGAUGACAUAUCAGCUGUUGAGGAAGCUAUUGCUAGAGAAGCUGCUGUAGCUGGUGAUCUGCAAUUGGCAUUUGAUGUCUGCCUUCUAUUGGCUAAGAAAGGGCAUGGUCUCAUUUGGGAUUUAUGUGCUGCAAUAGCGAGAGGUCCUGCCCUUGAAAAUAUGGAUAUAAGCUCUCGUAAGCAGCUACUAGGGUUUGCCUUGAGUCACUGUGAUGAAGAAUCUAUUGGUGAGCUUCUCCAUGCAUGGAAGGAUCUGGACAUGCAACACCAGUGUGAUACUUUGUUGAUGUUGACAAGGACGAGUUCUUCUAACUUCACGAAUCAAGAUUCCUCAACUGUGUCACUUCCAGUGACAGGUAUUCAAGAUAUUGUUGAUCUCAAAGAUUGUUCUAAACUGGUUGAUGAAGCAAGUGGUGAUGGCUGUGAAUCUUGCAUGAACAAAGUAAAAAAUACACUUUCUUUAGUCGCUAAAAACUUGCUGGUUGAAAGUGGAAUUGAUUUGGAAUAUUUUUUGAGAGAAAAUGGAAAGAUCUUAUCUUUUGCUGCUUUCCAACUUCCAUGGUUGCUUGACUUGAGCCGGAAAGCUGUGAAUGAUAAGAAACUUUCUGACUUGAUUCCUGGAAAACCAUUUGUGAGCAUUCAAGCACAAGCCUUGAUAACUACUCUCUCCUGGUUGGUGAGAAAUGGUUUUGCUCCGAAAGACAAUGUUAUUGCCUCUCUAGCAAAAUCAAUUAUAGAACCGCCUGUUACAGAAGAGGAGGAUGUCAUGGGGUGUUCUUUCUUGUUGAAUCUUGUGGACGCAUUUAGUGGGGUAGAAGUAAUAGAAGAGCAGUUGAAGAUAAGAAAGAACUACCAAGAGAUUUGUAGCAUCAUGAAUGUGGGGAUGACUUACUGUUUAUUGCAUAACUUUGAAGUUGAGUGCAAUGGUCCUUCACAAAGGAGGGACCUUUUAUUGAGGAAGUUUAAAGAGAAGCACACACCACUUAGUUCUGAUGAGAUCAACGAAAUUGGUGCAGUACAGUCAACAUUCUGGAGGCAGUGGAAGCUCAAAUUAGAAGAGAAAAAGCGUGUAGCUGAACAUUCUAGAGUUUUGGAGCACAUAAUUCCUGGGGUUGAAACUGCACGCUUUCUUUCAGGUGACUUUAACUACAUUGAGACUGUUGUUCUUUCCCUGGCUGAAUCAGUAAAGUUGGAAAAGAAGCGGAUUGUGAAAGAUGUGUUGAAAUUAGCUGACACUUAUGGUUUAGAUCAUACUGGGGUCCUACUUCAGUACCUUAGUUCUAUUCUUGUUUCUGAGGUUUGGACAGAUAAUGAUAUUAUGGCUGAAAUCUCAGAAGUCAAAGGAGAGAUAACUGGUUGUGCUUCUGAAACCAUCAAAACCAUUUCCACAGUUGUGUACCCUGUAAUUGAUGGAUGCAACAAGCAGCGACUUUCCUGUAUUUAUGGUCUCCUCUCUGACUGCUACUUGCAGCUGGAGGAAAAACAAUCCUCACUAGCAAUACACCAAUUUUCUCCACAUUUACCUGCUCUUGAGUUAGCUCAUUUAUACAAGGUCAUUGGGCAAGAGUGCCAAAGGGUUUCCUUCAUUAAGAACCUAAAUUUCAAGAAUGUUGCUGGUUUAGAUGGUCUGAAUUUCCAAUCUUUUCGCAGUGAAGUGUGUGCACACAUCAAUGAAUUUAACUUGGAACACUUGGCAAAAAUGGUACAAACACUGACCAGUAUCUAUACCAGUUCGGUGCCUGAAGGUCUCAUGUCGUGGCAGGAUGUGUAUAAAGUUUAUGUUCUAGGAUUGUUGACAACUUUGCAAAGUAGGGCUAGAAUGGAGUUCAAUGACAGAAACCCAGAAAAGUUUCAGAAGUUUAUUAGUCAACUUGAGUUCACAUAUGAUUCUUCUCAAAUGUAUAUCAGGCUUUUGGCACCUUCCGAUGCCCUGGACAUUAUGAAGCAAUACCUAACUGUGAUUAUACCUCUGCAUGAUUGUUAUGAGAGUAUUCCGGACAACUCAACAUGGCAGGAUUGCCUCAUAACCCUUUUGAACUUUUGGGUCAGACUAACUGAAGAAAUGCAGGAAAUUGCAUCCACUGAGAGCUCUGUAGAAAAACUCGGAUUCUAUCCAGGAAGCUUGUUAAGUUGCUUGAAAGUUUUUAUGAGGUUGGUGAUGGAGGACAUUGUAUCACCAAGUCAGAGCUGGGGCACCAUUGCCAGCUAUGUCACUAUUGGGUUGAUUGAGGAUUUUGCUGUUGACAUUCUGAUCUUCUGCAAAGCCAUGGUAUUUUCUGGUUGUGGCUUUGGAGCCAUUUCAGAAGUGUUCUCUGAAGCAAUAUCACAACAUGAUAUCAGUUCAACUUCAUCUGGUAACUGUGAAUCUCAGGAUAUUCUUCAUCUCUACACAAAUAUUUUGGAGCAUAUUUUAAAACAUUUGGAGAGUGGAUCCGAUGAAAACCAGAAUUUGUAUCAUUUGUUAUCGGUUGAAGUGAGUUCAAGGGUAGUAGAAAAGGAAGCUAAAGAAGAGGCUCAAGCUUUUUGGAGUGAAGGUUUGAUAUCUUCUUUGUCAUUUACCACUUUUCUUUGA